AUGGAAUCAAAAUCUACAGUACCUGCAACCUCAACAGAGAAAACAAGAGAAUCUACAACUUCAGCGGAGAAAACAAAUGCAGCAUAUACAGCCUUAAGAGAGAGCACAAGCGAAACAACUGAACGGAACCUACAACAUCCACAACAAGAACCAAUGAAAUUACAAAGGACAAGCGAAUCGUAUUCAAUCUCCACAGAGAGGACUAGUAAACCAUGGCCUACAACUACAUCUACUGUCUUGACAGAAAACAUGACUGAAGCCGUUACAGCUGAACCUGCAACCUCAAUAGAAGUGACGAGAUUUACAAAUGAACCUACAACUUUAAAUGAACACACUGAACCUACAACCUCGACAGAGAGGAUAUCUGAAACAUCAGCUGCAACUAACGAAGUCUUGGCAGAGAGUACAACUGAAACCAUUACAGCUGAACCUACAAUCUCACAAGAGGUGACACGUGUAACAAUUACAAAAAAAUCUACAUCAUCUACAGAGAGGGUCAAUGAAUCGAAAGCUACAAUUUCAGCAGAAAGGAUGACUGAAAUAGCUAAAACUGGAUCUACAAACUCAACAGAGAAGGCGACUGAAACAACUACCAGUGAAACUUUAACAUCGAUAGAGAGCAUAACUGAAUCAACUACUACAACUAGAUCUACAGUUUCAACAGAGAAAACCACUGGAAAGGCAGAACCUACAACCUCAGUAGAAAGGAUGACUUCCACAGCAGAAUUAACAGCAACCCCUGAAUCCACAAUCUCGACAGAGGGGACGACCGAAACAGCUAUGGCUGAGCUUACAAUAUCGACAGAGAAGGCGAUAGAAUCAGUAUUAACAACUGAGCCUACGACUUUGUCUACAACUGCAAUAGAAUGUACAACCUUGUCAGAGAUAAUAACUAAAUCUACAGCCACAUCUGCAUCUAUAAACUCGACAGAAAGUAUGACGGAAUCAACAGUACAAACUGAUCAGAGGACAGCUGAAUCAACAUCUACUAUAUCCUUAUUCUCCACAGAUAUGAUUGAAUCAGCAGUUAGAACUGAACCUACAACCUCGACAGAGAGGGGACUACAGGUGAAACAGUUACAAAUGAACCAACAACGACGAGAAGGCAACAGCUACAAUUGA
Penaeus monodon (black tiger shrimp) is the source of this 1122-nucleotide messenger RNA. RefSeq names its product flocculation protein FLO11-like. The transcript has 4 exons. The record is from RefSeq and is a predicted model, not a curated record. The coding region runs from base 1 to 1122 and encodes 373 amino acids. Lineage: Eukaryota; Metazoa; Arthropoda; Malacostraca; Decapoda; Penaeidae.